This is a messenger RNA of Pteronotus mesoamericanus, 5370 nucleotides long. RefSeq names its product scribble planar cell polarity protein (gene SCRIB). Gene Ontology annotation, biological process: cell-cell adhesion; neurotransmitter receptor transport, endosome to postsynaptic membrane; embryo development. Gene Ontology annotation, molecular function: protein binding. The record is from RefSeq and is a predicted model, not a curated record. NCBI's taxonomy places the organism in Eukaryota, Metazoa, Chordata, Mammalia, Chiroptera, Mormoopidae. Gene Ontology annotation, cellular component: basolateral plasma membrane; postsynaptic membrane; adherens junction.
CGGUUGUCGGCGGGGCAGUCCGGCGGGCAGCGGCGGCGGUUCCGGCUGCAGCACAGAGGCGGACGAGCCGGUGAGGCGGGAUGCCGGGCCGCCGCCGCCUUUGCCGCCUCCUGAGGAUCUGAGCGCCGGCCGGGCCGAGCGUCCCAAGCGCGUGCCGGGCCCAGCGCCGCCGCGGCCGGGCCGCCCCCGCCCCUUCGUCCCUCGCCGCGGCCGCCCCGGCGCUCAUGCGGGCCGAGCCCCGCCCCCCGCCCGCCGCCGGAGCCCGCGCCCGAACCCGCGCCCGCCCGCACCAUGCUCAAGUGCAUCCCGCUGUGGCGCUGCAACCGGCACGUGGAGUCGGUGGACAAGCGGCACUGCUCGCUGCAGGCCGUGCCCGAGGAGAUCUACCGCUACAGCCGCAGCCUGGAGGAGCUGCUGCUCGACGCCAACCAGCUGCGCGAGCUGCCCAAGCCUUUCUUCCGGCUGCUGAACCUGCGCAAGCUGGGCCUCAGUGACAACGAGAUUCAGCGUUUGCCCCCGGAGGUGGCCAACUUCAUGCAGCUGGUGGAGCUGGACGUGUCCCGGAACGACAUCCCCGAGAUCCCCGAGAGCAUCCGGUUUUGCAAGGCCCUGGAGAUUGCGGAUUUCAGCGGGAAUCCCCUGUCUAGGCUCCCCGAGGGCUUCACUCAGCUGCGCAGCCUGGCUCACCUGGCCCUGAACGAUGUGUCCUUGCAGGCGCUGCCUGGGGACGUGGGCAACCUCGCCAACCUGGUGACUCUGGAGCUCCGGGAGAACCUGCUCAAGUCCCUGCCUGCGUCGCUGUCUUUCCUGGUCAAGCUGGAACAGCUGGAUCUGGGAGGAAACGACCUAGAAGUGCUGCCUGACACCCUGGGGGCUCUGCCCAACCUGCGGGAGCUGUGGCUGGACCGGAACCAGCUCUCCAUGCUGCCUCCGGAGCUCGGGAACCUCCGGCGCUUGGUGUGCCUGGAUGUGUCGGAGAACCGGCUGGAGGCGCUGCCUGCGGAGCUUGGGGGGCUCGCCCUGCUAACGGACCUGCUGCUGUCCCAGAACCUGCUGCAGCGGCUCCCCGACGGCAUUGGUCAGCUGAAGCAGUUGUCCAUCCUGAAGGUGGACCAGAACCGCCUGUGCGAGGUGACCGAGGCCAUUGGGGACUGCGAGAACCUGUCCGAGCUGAUCCUCACUGAGAACCUGCUGACGGCUCUUCCCCGCUCCCUUGGGAAGCUGACCAAGCUGACCAACCUGAACGUGGACCGGAACCGCCUGGAAGUGCUGCCACCGGAGAUCGGGGGCUGUGUGGCACUCAGCGUCCUGUCUCUGAGGGACAACCGCCUGGCCCUCCUGCCGCCCGAGCUUGCCCACACAACGGAGCUGCACGUGCUGGAUGUGGCUGGGAACCGGCUGCAGAGUCUGCCGUUCGCGCUCACCCAUCUCAACCUCAAGGCCCUGUGGCUGGCCGAGAACCAGGCACAACCCAUGCUGCGGUUCCAGACUGAGGACGACGCCCAGACCGGGGAGAAGGUGCUCACCUGCUACCUGCUGCCGCAGCAGCCCCCACCCAGCCUUGAGGACCCUGGGCCACGGAGCAGCCCCUCCGAGAGCUGGAGUGACGCCCCGCUGGGCCGUGUCAGCGUCAUCAAGUUCCUGGGGGCCCCCACGAGUGACGAGGAUGCCGAGGAGGCCGCUGCCGAGAAGCGGGGCCUGCAGCGCCGGGCCACGCCGCACCCCAGCGAGCUCAAGGUGAUGAAGAGGGGCGUGGAGGAGCGGCGCAGCGAAGCCACUGGCAGGCCCGGCCCUGGGCCGCCCUCGCCGUCGGAGGAGGAGAAGAGGCUCAGCAGCAGGUCCGGCCUGAGUGAGGACUCGCCCCCAUCCACCAGCACAGCCUCCCCGGGGGAGCCCGCAGUCCUGCUGGCUGAGGAGGAGGAGGAGGAGGAAGAGGAGGAGGCGGAGGCGGAGGCUGGGGAGCUGAGCCCGCAGGAAGCCAUGCCCGCUGCCCAGGAGGAGGCCGAAGAGGACACCUACGAGGAGCCCACAGUGCGAUUUGCAGAGGACACCCUGCCGCCGCCUGGGGAAGACGGCGAGAGUGAGGGGGGGCCGGCGGGGGCCCCCUGGGCCCUGCCUGCCGGGCGGCAGCGGCUCACGCGCAAGGACACACCUCACUACAAGAAGCACUUCAAGGUCUCCAGGCUGCCCCAGCCCGAGGCCGUGGUGGCCCUGCUGCAGGGGGCGCGGCCCGAAGGCGACGGCCCGGCGGGGGCCGGGGGCUGGCACAAUGGCCCACACGCGCCCUGGGCCCCUCGGGCCGGGGACGAGGGGGACGAGGAGGACGAGGAGGAGGCGGUGGCUGAGGAGGAGGAGGAAGAGAAGGAGGAGGCCACGGCCUCUGUGCCCUCUGUCAAGGGGGUGUCGUUUGACCAGGCCAAUAACCUGCUGAUAGAGCCCGCGCGCAUUGAGGAGGAGGAGCUGACGCUCACCAUCGUGCGGCAGACAGGGGGCCUGGGCAUCAGCAUCGCGGGGGGCAAGGGCUCCACCCCCUACAAGGGAGAUGACGAGGGCAUUUUCAUCUCCCGGGUGUCUGAGGAGGGCCCCGCCGCCCGGGCCGGAGUCCGAGUGGGCGACAAGCUCCUUGAGGUGAACGGCGUGGCCUUGCAGGACGCGGAGCACCACCAGGCCGUGGAGGCGCUGCGGGGGGCGGGUGCCACCGUGCGGAUGCGGCUGUGGCGGGAGCGCAUGGUGGAGCCCGAGAAUGCGGUCACCGUCACGCCUCUGAGGCCCGAGGACGACUACAGCCCCCGGGAGCGGCGGUUUGGCAGCCUGCGCCUGCCCCAGCCCGAGACCCCCGGGCCCCUCCGGCAGCGCCACGUGGCCUGCCUGGUGCGCAGCGAGAAGGGACUAGGCUUCAGCAUCGCUGGCGGAAAAGGCUCCACACCCUACCGGGCUGGCGAUGGGGGCAUCUUCAUCUCCCGAAUCGCCGAGGGGGGCGCUGCUCACCGGGCAGGCACGCUGCAGGUUGGCGACCGCGUCCUCUCGAUCAACGGGGUGGACAUGACGGAGGCCCGGCACGACCACGCUGUCUCUCUGCUGACCGCCGCCGCCCCGACCAUCGCCCUGCUGCUGGAGCGGGAGGCCGGGGCGCCCCCCCCGCCCAGCCCCCCGCCACGCUCGCCCCCACCCCUCCCUGCCGCUGCCGCUGCCGUGGCCACUGCCACCCCCGGGGACCCCGGGCCACUGAGACUGGCCCCCGGCCUGCUGGCCGCCGCCCUAGAGGGGCCAUACCCAGUGGAGGAAAUCUGCCUGCCAAGAGCCGGGGGCCCGCUGGGGCUCAGCAUCGUCGGGGGCUCCGACCACUCCAGCCACCCGUUUGGAGUCCAGGAGCCUGGCGUCUUCAUCUCCAAGGUGCUCCCCCGGGGCCUGGCUGCACGCAGCGGCCUGCGGGUCGGGGACCGCAUCCUCGCAGUGAACGGGCAGGACGUGCGGGGGGCCACGCACCAGGAAGCCGUCAGCGCCCUGCUGCGGCCCUGCCUGGAGCUGGCCCUGCUGGUGCGGAGGGACCCGCCGCCCCCGGGCCUGCGCGAGCUCUGUGUCCAGAAGGGCCCCGGGGAGAAGCUGGGCAUCAGCAUCCGUGGGGGCGCCAAGGGCCACGCAGGGAACCCCUGUGACCCCACCGACGAGGGCAUCUUCAUCUCCAAGGUGAGCCCCGCGGGAGCGGCCGGGCGCGACGGCCGCCUGCGAGUGGGCCUGCGGCUGCUGGAGGUGAACCAGCAGAGCCUGCUGGGCCUCACCCACGCCGAGGCGGUGCAGCUGCUGCGCAGCGCCGGCGACACCCUCACCGUGCUCGUCUGCGACGGCUUCGACGCCAGCAUCGUCGCACCCACCGAGGUGUCACCCGGCGUGAUCGCCAACCCCUUCGCCGCUGGCGCUGGCCGCAGGAACAGCCUAGAAAGCAUCUCCUCCAUCGACCGGGAGCUGAGCCCAGAGGGCCCUGCCAAGGACAAGGAGCUGCCUGGGCAGACGCCGCAGUGGGGACCGGAGGCCACAGUACCAGCCAGAGGGAAGAUGGCCGAAGCGCCCCGCUCCCCCAGCCACCAGCAGACAAAACCCGGGGUGAUCCAGCCACUGGCUCAGGUCUGGCCCAGGGGCUCCCCGGCCCUCAGGGGCAGAGGCAGCCCCCGCUCUGUGAGUGCCCUGGCCCGCGGGGGGCGGGGGCAGAGACCACCGUCGGGGACAGCUGUGGGUGGGGAGGGUGGUGGCCGCAGCCUCUGCAGCUGUCCCCGCCCAGCUCACCAGAGCCGCCCCCAGCCCCCCUCCCCGCCCUCCCCGGACGAGCUGCCCUCCGACGUGAAGCGGGCCUACCGGACGUUCGCCGCCGUGCCGGGCCCACCGCCUCCCCAGGACACGGCUGCCCAACCCCCCACGCCGGGGCCCACGGCCUCCCCAGAGCAGCUGUCCUUCCGAGAGCGGCAGAAGUACUUUGAGUUGGAGGUGCGGGCGCCCCAGGCCGAGGGCCCCCCCAAGCGCGUGUCCUUGGUGGGUGCUGACGACCUGAGGAAGAUGCAGGAGGAAGAAGCCCGGAAGCUGCAGCAGAAGAGGGCGCAGAUGCUGCGGGAGGCGGCCAGCCCAGGUCCUGCCCUGGACCGGGAGGCCCCGGACAGCGAGGAGCCCGAGGAGGAGCCCCCCUGGACCGCGGGCUCUGCUGCAGGGCUCGUCUCGCCGUCCCCUCCACCCCUGGGGAGUAGCGCCCCAGUGCGGACGGCCAAGGCUGAGCGGCGCCAUCAGGAGCGGCUGCGUGUGCAGAGCCCCGAGCUGCCGGUGCCCGAGCGGGCCCUGUCGCCGGCAGAGCGCCGCGCCCUGGAGGCAGAAAAGCGGGCACUGUGGAGGGCUGCCAGGAUGAAGUCCCUGGAGCAGGACGCUCUCCGCGCCCAGAUGGUUCUCAGCAAGUCCCAGGAGGGCCGGGGCAAGCGUGGGCCCCUGGAGCGGCUGGCCGAGGCCCCUUCACCUGCGCCCACCCCGUCGCCCACCCCCCUGGAAGACCUCGGCCCCCAGACCAGCACCUCCCCUGGACGGCUGGCCUUGUCUGGGAGGAAGUUCGACUACAGGGUGUUCGCCGCCCUCCCCUCUUCCAGGCCUGUCUAUGACAUUCAGUCCCCGGAUUUCGCUGAGGAGCUGAGGUCCUUGGAACCGUCUCCCAGCCCGGGCCUGCAGGAGGACGGAGAGGUGGCCACGGUGCUUCUGGGCAGGCCCUCGCCGGACACCGUGGGCCCUGAGGAGGUGACGCUGUGCAGCAGCCGCCGCCCAAUGCGUCCAGGUCGCCGCGGCCUGGGCCCAGUGCCCUCCUAGAGGGUCACGGACCUUCCCCUGGACUUGGGGCGGGGG